AUCGGUCCUUGCAUGGUUCGAUUCUGGUUCCAGACGAUCUCCAAGUGGUCUGACCCGGCCCAGGAAUCACCGCGCACAGCCAUGUUAGCAGGUUAGCAGGUUAGCAGGCUAGCAGGCUAGCCGGCUAGCCAGUGAGCCCCAGGGGUAAUGGUGCUUGGCCAGGUACAAGGAAAGAAAGGAGCACACGACGUGAACCUUCUUCCGCACUUCUCUCUCCUGCCUCCUUUCCCCCUUUCCCUUCUCUUAUCGCUCGCUGUCUGGCCUUCCAACUUCCAAGAUGGCGUUCCUCGCUGUCGCAAGCACCUACGCAUUCACUGCGGUUGUCGUCGCGAUCGUCCUGAACGUUGCGCGCCAAUUCCUCUUCCGCAACAAGAAAGAACCCCCCGUGGUCUUCCACUGGGUCCCCUUUCUGGGCAGCACCAUCAGCUACGGGAUUGACCCCUACGCCUUCUUUAAUUCCUGCAGAGAGAAGUACGGCGACAUCUUCACCUUCGUGCUCCUGGGCCAAAAGACCACCGUGUACCUGGGCGUCCAGGGCAACGACUUCAUCCUCAAUGGCAAACUCAAGGACGUUAACGCGGAGGAGGUCUACGGCCCCCUCACCAUUCCCGUGUUCGGAUCCGAUGUCGUCUACGACUGCCCCAACUCCAAACUGAUGGAGCAGAAGAAGUUCAUCAAGUUCGGCCUCACGCAAGCGGCGCUCGAGUCGCACGUCCAGCUCAUCGAAAAGGAAACCCUCGACUACCUCGAGACCUCCCCGCGGUUCAACGGCCCCUCGGGCCGGAUCGAUGUCACUGCCGCCAUGGCCGAGAUCACCAUCUACACCGCUGCACGCGCGCUGCAGGGCGAGGAGGUCCGCAAGAAGCUGACGGCCGAGUUCGCGGAUCUGUACCAUGACCUGGACAAGGGGUUCAGCCCGAUCAACUUCAUGCUGCCCUGGGCCCCGUUGCCGCACAACCGGAAGCGCGAUGCCGCACACGCUCAGAUGAGGAAGGUCUACACGGACAUCAUUGAGGAACGGCGCAAGAACCCCGACGAGGAGAAGUCGGAUAUGAUCUGGAACCUGAUGCACUGCUCGUACAAGAAUGGACAACCGGUCCCGGACAAGGAGAUUGCCCACAUGAUGAUCACGCUCUUGAUGGCUGGACAGCACUCGUCGUCGUCGAUUAGUUCCUGGAUCAUGCUGCGCUUGGCCUCGGAGCCUCAGGUGCUCGAGGAGCUCUACCAGGAACAGCUGGCCAAUCUCAGUAACCAAAACGGCGUCUUCCAGCCCCUGCAGUACUCCGACCUCGACAAGCUCCCCUUCCAACAGAGUGUCAUCAAGGAGACUCUGCGCAUGCACUCAUCCAUCCACUCCAUCAUGCGCAAGGUCAAGAACCCGCUCCCCGUGCCUGGCACCUCAUACAUCGUCCCCGAGAACUAUGUACUGCUCGCCUCCCCCGGCGUGACCGCCCUCAGCGACGAGUACUUCCCGAACGCCAGCCGGUGGGAUCCCCAUCGCUGGGAGAACCAGCCCGACAAGGAAGAGGAGGAGGGCGAGAUGGUCGACUACGGUUACGGCACGGUCUCCAAGGGCACCGCCAGUCCCUACCUGCCCUUUGGUGCUGGUCGCCACCGCUGCAUUGGGGAGAAGUUCGCCUACGUGAACCUCGGGGUUAUCAUCGCGACGAUGGUGCGCCACGUCAAGCUCUUCAACGUGGAUGGCAAGAAGGGCGUGCCGGGAACAGACUACUCGACUCUCUUCUCCGGCCCUAUGAAGCCCGCCGUCAUCGGCUGGGAGCGCCGCUCGUCGAGUUCCAAGGGAUCUCUGUGAAGCUGAAGCAGGCCUGCCCGAUCGAAGGUCUCCUCCACCUUGAGGCUUUUCAUCACCUACAUCCUUUGUAAUGAGCACUAUGUAUAAUAAGACCUUUCACUCAACAGCCAAUAGGACAUGACCUUACCCAGAGCCUUGUACCGGAUGUGAUCGUAGGAAAGCUGUUGUUGGACCCCGUUAUUUGCGCCGUUUCUAUAUCUACAUGUUCGCGAUUCUUUUGCUAGACUGUUGAAUGAUUCCGACUCAGUUAAUUUGAGUCAGUUUCUCAUCAACCAGAGAACCAUAUAUAUCCCUGAUCAUUAAAUAAAAACCUAAUUCCUAAGUCCGG
Aspergillus heteromorphus CBS 117.55 is the source of this 2141-nucleotide messenger RNA. RefSeq names its product cytochrome P450. The record is from RefSeq and is a predicted model, not a curated record. The transcript has 2 exons. The coding region runs from base 278 to 1813 and encodes 511 amino acids. Gene Ontology annotation, molecular function: monooxygenase activity; iron ion binding; heme binding. NCBI's taxonomy places the organism in Eukaryota, Fungi, Ascomycota, Eurotiomycetes, Eurotiales, Aspergillaceae. Gene Ontology annotation, biological process: ergosterol biosynthetic process.